AUGGGGUGCAUCUCCUCCAAGAUCCUGACGAGGUCGGGGAGCCUCCAGGAGAAGGCCAACCGGGGGUUCCAGAGGAGCGGCCUGGUCGAGGACAUCAUCCUCUCCAACUCCAAGAGCAGCGGCGACCAGUUCCUCGCCCUCCUCCGCACCUCCAGCGCCGCCGCCAGGAGGAGCAAGGCCGACGCCUCCGACCAGAGCAGAGCGCCGGCGGCGGCGGCGUCCAAGAUCGAGACGAUCAACGUGUCUGAUCUUCUAGCCGGGCUGGAGGAGGAAGAAUACAACACCGCCGAAGAAGAAGAUGAAGAACGCGAACGGCGGGAUGACCGGAAGGAAGGCGCGAAAAUUUCGCCUCGGUGCUUGUCGGAUGGCGCCGGCGGGAGCGCGAGGAGCUUCCGCACCUUGGAAGAGUUCGACGCGAUGGUGACGCGGUGCAGCUCGCCGGAGCAACCGGAGAAAAGGACAGUACUAGCGUCCGAACCGGACGCAUCGGGGUCGCCGACGCCACAGCAGAGCAGCUCGCCGGAGCAACCGGAGCCUUCAGCAGCACUAGCUCUCGAACCAGAUGUGUCGGUUUUGCCACCGCGGCUCCCGGAGAGCAGCUCCUCGGAGCAAGACGCAGUGGCCACGGCGACCAGCGCGACGCCCGGACAAGGAGAGGCCCGCGGCGCGAAGAGGCGGGCGCGGGCGAGGCAGCUCGGGGAGCUGAGCGCGCCGGCGCCGGCGGGCUUCGACUUCAGCAAGUCCGGCAGCCUGAGGGACUGGCUGCUCGGCGGAGGGCAGAUCUUCUCGCCGGGCUCCUACGCCACGCCCAAGUUUGGAAAAGUAGCGGCAGUGCCGUCUGAGUCCGAGGAACAUGGAGAGCGACGCGCGGUGUUUGAUCCGGAGCUGGUGGCGCAGCUGGAGGAGGCCAUGGAGGAGCUGUCCGUGGACGAGGAGCGCGUGCUGAGGGAGGUGUUGGAAGCUAUCGAAGCGGGAGAAACAGAGGGAACAGAGAGCUUGGAGAGGCUAGGCGAUCGGGCUGCGCCGCCGGUGGUGGCUGUGCAGGAUUAGGCAAUCAGUUUUAGGAUGAUUUUGGUAGGCUUUACCGUUUCA
Messenger RNA from Lolium rigidum, 1092 nucleotides. RefSeq lists its product as uncharacterized. Lineage: Eukaryota; Viridiplantae; Streptophyta; Magnoliopsida; Poales; Poaceae. The record is from RefSeq and is a predicted model, not a curated record. Bases 1 to 1050 code for a protein of 349 amino acids. The transcript has a single exon.